Molecule: messenger RNA, 1536 nt
Organism: Dothidotthia symphoricarpi CBS 119687
Lineage: Eukaryota; Fungi; Ascomycota; Dothideomycetes; Pleosporales; Dothidotthiaceae
Product: DUF605-domain-containing protein
Exons: 3
Coding region: 1-1311 (436 amino acids)
Biological process (GO): late endosome to vacuole transport via multivesicular body sorting pathway
Cellular component (GO): multivesicular body
Source: RefSeq, a predicted model, not a curated record
AUGGCCGACGCACUCCCCGCCAAGCUGAAGAGGCUGCAGCUGGCGCCCUUUGCGAAGAGAGCUGCCCAGCUGGAGCGCUUCAAGCCCAUUGUCUCGUACUGGCUGCGCUUCUACAUGGUGCAGAAGGUCAUUGCCGGCGGUCUCCACUCGGCAGACGAAGAAUGCACCGUCUUCACCACCAACCUGAUGGAGCGCCUGGAGCAGACCAAGGCCGACACCCCCAACGAAGACGCCCUGCUGGACGAUGUCGUCGCGAGCGCAUACUGCGAACAGUUCGCCCUGCAGACGUUUGCCAAGGGCGAAAAGGACAUGGCGGAGAACAGAGCAACUGGCAACACGGCAGACACGCUCCUGGCAGCCUCGACCUUCCUCGAGAUCCUGUCCAUAUGGAAGCCAGACGCCGACCCGGAGAUCACUUCCAAGACAAAGUUCGCAAAGUACCACGCCCUGCGCAUCCUGAAGGCCAUCAAGGCCGGCCAAGACCCCAACGAAACCAACCCCGCCCAGGAGACACAUCAAGCCCUCGACCCUCCCAUCCUCGACCCGAGCGACCCAGAGGUUCAGAACAUAAUCCAGACCCCCCAGCAGCAGCAACCCCACAACCCAUACCAGCCAUACGUCGAGUCGGCGCCUGAUUUCUCCGGACAGCCCUCGCCCGCAUUUACUGCGCCAAAGGUCUCGCCUCCAGCCAACCUCCCCACCGUACCCACAGGAUACACACAACCAUCACACAACGAUGUGUCUCCCAUGUCGCAGACGGCUUCGUCGCGCAAUGGUUCUGUUGCUUCCAUUGGCGGAGGAUACUUCCCAAGGACCGACGUGCCGCCUCCUACCUUCUCAGCAGAGAACACCGCGCCUACUCUGCCAACUGCUCCAUCCAUGGGCGAUGAGACCAUGACGACACCUAUGGGAGGCUCAUCAUUAACUCAGACAGCUGGAGCACCAGAUCCCUCCAGUUUCUACCAGAACCCUGUCUCUCCUCCGCCGACCGCACAGCCUCCACAGAAUCCAUACAUGUCCCCGACGUAUACAACUCCUGCCCCACAACAACCACAGCCACCACCCAUAUUCCAAUCGAGUCCGGCCCCACCACAUCAGCAGUACUCAGCACCCCCACCUCACCAAAAUCCAUACGCUCAACCAGCUGCACCUCCUCCAACAACAUCCCAAGGCCCCUUCAGGAACGACGAAGAUUCACUCCGAGAAGCGAAAAAGCAUGCAAAGUGGGCCAUAUCAGCGAUCGACUUUGAUGAUGCAAAUACCGCCGUGAAGGAAUUGAGAGUGGCUUUGAAGGCUUUAGGGGCAAUCUAGAAAGCGUUGACGUUGUAGCGCGUUGAGUAGCCGACUGUAACACGCGAGUUCGGCCCUCGUAAUGACCGCUCUUUUCGACAGUGACAUUGUUGUGGAUGUCUGGCAGUGGGUGGAAUUGGUAUAGAGGCUUCGUUGUAUACCCUUAAUGAGCUACGGACUACAUACAUUUUUGUGGAUCCUCCAUCUACAUGAUUGAAGAACUGGUACAUACACAGAAUAUCCAAC